Aspergillus chevalieri is the source of this 363-nucleotide messenger RNA. RefSeq lists its product as uncharacterized. The record is from RefSeq and is a predicted model, not a curated record. NCBI's taxonomy places the organism in Eukaryota, Fungi, Ascomycota, Eurotiomycetes, Eurotiales, Aspergillaceae. The coding region runs from base 1 to 363 and encodes 120 amino acids. The transcript has 2 exons.
AUGCAGGGUGAUAUGAUGGAGAAACUUACUGUAGACGACACGGUCGCUUUGGCUACCUUUAGCCAAAUGUGCGCUGAACAAGGCCUUCUACAGCAACGUCCGGGUCUGAAAGAAGGGGAUGUUAGCGAUGGGAUCAAUGACAAGACAACUCUCCUACGAUUCCUCCAGGCAUGUAAAAUGAACCAUACCGAUGCCCUUGAACAAUUCCAAAAGGCGACCAAAUUCCACACAGAAAAGAAAGCAAUUCCCCUCUACGACCUGAUCAGUGUCGAUGAUUAUGAGGAUACACGGAAAUUGGUCAGUCGCAUGAACUUCGAAAAUGGGAUAACUGCGCCGUUAGAUGAACUGAUCAACCUAGUGUAG